Messenger RNA from Annulohypoxylon truncatum, 1449 nucleotides. RefSeq lists its product as uncharacterized. The transcript has 2 exons. Bases 1 to 1203 code for a protein of 400 amino acids. Lineage: Eukaryota; Fungi; Ascomycota; Sordariomycetes; Xylariales; Hypoxylaceae. The record is from RefSeq and is a predicted model, not a curated record.
AUGCCUCUAAAACCAGCAGUUUCGGCGUUGGCUAGGCAAACUAUGAGAACGGCAUUUGAAGAGCUUGAACGUACCAUUACUCCUGCCGACUCUCGUGAUUUUCCUAACUCAACGCUUCAUCAUGUCAGGAAAGCAGCCCUUGUUAUCGAAAACCAGCUUGCUGCGAGACAGUCUCUCCGGAAUAUGCGAAGACUUGGGCCUCUCUUCCAAGGUCUCGAGCACUACGCCAAGGUUGUAGAUGUUCUAUGCAAUGGCACUCCAUAUCUAUCUUGGAUAUGGGCUCCAAUCACCUUGAUUCUACGAGUCGCCUCAGAAUAUGUCGAAGCCUUUGAACAAAUCAUCAAAGGGUAUUCGAGGAUUUCCGAGUCACUAAAAAGGUUUGAAGUUAUCAGCAACGCUUUUAGCAACAAGAGAGAUUUCCAGCAAACUCUGGCUGUCUACUACGCCGACAUACUCGAGUUCCACAAACAUGCUUAUAUAUUCGUUCGCCGGAGCAGCUGGAAGCUGUUAUUCAUCACAUCAUGGGGUCGUUUUCAGAGACGUUUUAACAAUAUCCUUGAAGAUAUGGAACGCCAUGGGACACUUAUAGAUAAGGAAGCGCAGGCCCAUCAUAUCUCGGAUUUUCAGCAACUACAGCAAGACAUUUACGCGUGGAAAGAAGAAAGUCAAGAGAAAACAAGCCGCUUUGAAGCAGAGCAAGCUGCUAGGCAAUAUCAGUCUAUUGUAUCUUGGCUGAAAGCAGACGAAUCGGAUCAGUUGACUACCUUCGAUUCUAUAUCGGCCGAAGGAUCCAAAUACCCGGGGACAUGUAGUUGGGCAUUGAAGGAUAAGAAAAUCGCCUCGUUUCUUCAGCACAGGCCGGAAACACGCGUGCUCUGGUUGCAAGGCGGUCCUGGAUCUGGAAAAAGCGUCUUAUCGGCACAACUUGUCAACUUUAUGAGGAGCGCGAAUAUGCUUGUUAUUUCUCAUUUUUGCACACAUCUAUACCCUUCUUCGACUACAUAUGAGCAGAUCCUCAGAUCUAUGCUUCUUCAGCUCCUCCGAAAAGAUUAUGACCUGGUUGCUCACGUUUAUGGAGAUUUUGUCUUCGAGAAGAAAGUCCCUUCAAUACCCACCCUCGAAAGACUUUGCAUACUCUCUUUGCAAGCAUAUCUCAAGAGCCUCGCCAAGAUAAGUACAUCUGGAUUGUCAUUGAUGGCCUGAACGAGUGCGAUGAACAAAAACAGGCUAGAGUGGCUACCUUGAUAAACCAAAUCACUUCAAGGACUCUAUCUUCCGCUCGAGUAAUUAGCAAAGUUCUCAUUUCUAGCCGAGUCUCACCUAUUCUAUCCUCCCGUCUUCGAAAAAAGCAAGUGCUUUCCCUCACCGAAGAGAAAGAGAGUAUGCGAUUGGCUGUAAGGGGCUAUAUAUCGCAGAGAUUACCAUCCCUUCAAGAAAAGUUCAAUCAAC